CAAACGGGUGAAGUCAGAGGACCUCGGUCAGGACGGGGAAAGCCGAGAGGAUGGUGGAGCAGCGGAGAAGGAGCCCGUGGAGCGGAAGUGGGCCCGGGGGCAGAAGAAGAGCAGGCCGUGUAUGAAGCCCAAGCGCUACGAGCAGAGCAGGCUGUGCCCGUGGGUAACGCAGCUGGAAAUCCAAGGCAAGCUCUACUUGGCUCCGCUGACCACGGGCGGUAACCUCCCUUUCCGAAGGCUAUGCGAGCGCUUUGGGGCAGACGUCACCCGUGGAGAGACGACUGCGUGCACAAACCUGCUUCAGGGCCAGUCCUCCCAGUGGGCUCUCCUCAAACGGCAUCACGCCGAAGUGGACAGCCCAAGAGCCCUUUGAGCUCUCCUGCACGGCAGCGGCUGCACGACAGGAUCUCCUCUUGAGUGGGGACGCUCACUUAAGGUUCUUCUCCUCGAGGCCGAGAGAUUCCUUGCCGCAACAGAUUCUCGGUAAGUGACUAAUAGCAUGCUAAACUUUGAAAUCUUAGCUAAGGGAUCUAAGGAUUGAUUGCGCAUAUAGAAUCCUUUAGAGAUAAACCGUUGACCAAGUCUGGGACUAGGAUUGGAUCCAGCCGCAGCCAGACUCCUCUCUGAGAAGGAGUUUAGAAAGCCAGGGGGUCCUUUCUGAACCUCGGGACUCAACGGGAGGGUCUCCCUGAGAGCUUGUCUGACCCCGGCCUCUAUGCAGUAAAUAAUCAAGUGUGCCCUGGCAUCGAAUCUCGUAAAACACUGUCGCAUUCACUGCUAACUUUGUUAAAUCACUGUUUUACGUUAAUAAACA
Messenger RNA from Chroicocephalus ridibundus (black-headed gull), 814 nucleotides. Its product is annotated as tRNA-dihydrouridine(47) synthase [NAD(P)(+)]-like. Gene Ontology annotation, molecular function: RNA binding; tRNA dihydrouridine synthase activity. Lineage: Eukaryota; Metazoa; Chordata; Aves; Charadriiformes; Laridae. The record is from RefSeq and is a predicted model, not a curated record. The transcript is spliced from 4 exons. The coding region runs from base 122 to 373 and encodes 83 amino acids.